AUGUUAGAUACUACGUCAGUAGUUCUGAUCAGUUGUUUUGAAUUAAUAUACAUUGGACAAGUCAUUUCCCACGUGUGGCGCUUAUUUAUUGAUAAUAAACUGUUUGUGGUUUUGUCUAAACUAGAAACGAUUCACGAAAUAUUGAUACAACUAAAUGUGGUCAGACCAAUGAAAGUAAAAAUGAAUUGGCUUUUCAUUAUUGGAAUUAUUUUAAAUUGUAUAGGAUUCAAUAUACAUUUGGUCGUAACUAUUAAACGAAAUUAUUUUCAAGUCGUACAAUCAUUGUUAACCCCGGUCAAUAUGGUCGCCGCAAGUUUUUGUCAAUGCUUUGCAUUUUAUGAAUAUAUACUACUGAUAUUAUACAUACAGUGGAUGGUAUACAUGAUAAAUGAACAAAUUCUGGAAAAAGGGUCAAGUGUAUGUACAUUAAGGGAUAUGCAUUUGGAAGUUGUUGAAUGCUUAAAAGAUAUAAAUAGAUCUAUAUACGGUUUAUCAGCUGUAGUGAGUUUUAUCGCGUCAAACAUCUGUCAAAUCAUAUUAACACUUUAUUAUCAUGUAAUAUUUUCGAGAAACAUUUACAUCGAAGGUGAGUUUUUAUAUGCCAUCAUAUCAAUAUUGACAAGGCUUAUCAAUAUUAUGGUAUUAUAUGGAAUUGGUCAUGCCACAGAAAAAGAGAUAAAUCGUAUGAGUCUUGUCUUACAUAAACGAUCCAUUAUAGAAAACAAUCCUCGAAUAAAACGUCAGAUAAAAUUUUUUAUACUACGAAGAUUGCACGAAUACUAUCACUUUGAGCUAUAUGGAAUAUGUCAGAUUAAUCCAAGACAACUACUUAUUUUAUCAAACAAAGCUUUUGCAUACUUAGUGAUUCAAACUCUGUUCAAAUUAAAUAAAAAAUAA
Messenger RNA from Rhopalosiphum maidis (corn leaf aphid), 897 nucleotides. RefSeq lists its product as uncharacterized. Gene Ontology annotation, biological process: sensory perception of taste. The record is from RefSeq and is a predicted model, not a curated record. Gene Ontology annotation, cellular component: membrane. Lineage: Eukaryota; Metazoa; Arthropoda; Insecta; Hemiptera; Aphididae. The coding region runs from base 1 to 897 and encodes 298 amino acids. The transcript has 4 exons.